Molecule: messenger RNA, 537 nt
Organism: Helianthus annuus (common sunflower)
Lineage: Eukaryota; Viridiplantae; Streptophyta; Magnoliopsida; Asterales; Asteraceae
Exons: 1
Coding region: 1-537 (178 amino acids)
Source: RefSeq, a predicted model, not a curated record
AUGUUAUUGGCAGAUUUCAACCGUGUUCGGCCUGAUUAUGUGGUAAAAAGGAACAAUUGGAUUCCGAAGAAGGUUGGAAUGGUCGCAUGGCGUGCUUACAUGGAACGAUUGCCGACGAGAGUAGCACUUCAAAGGAGAGGAAUCACGAUUCAUAAUCUGGAGUGUAUUCUGUGUAGAGAAUACUGCGAAACCAGCGAUCACCUGCUCGUCUCAAGUGGAUUCGCACAAAUUGUUUGGCUACUGGUUUUCCAGUGGUGUAAAACGGAUCCGAUUAUCGCCUUUAGUUUACGGGAUAUUCUUGAUGCUCAUCAGAAGUUCGGUGGCUCGGAUAAGAAGAAGAAGGCUUUUCACGUGGUAUGUCUAGUUACUUUAUGGAGUAUCUGGAACCUUAGGAACGAUCUAAUGUUCGUUGGGAAAACAAAAUCCAUCGCGAAUGUUGUGGAGGAAAUCAAGGUGAAAAGUUUUAUUUGGGUAAAGCAUCGUGCAAAAGAGGUGAAUAUGUCAUGGGACCAAUGGAGAGUUUUUGAUGUAUUUUGA